Messenger RNA from Plasmodium vivax (malaria parasite P. vivax), 1287 nucleotides. RefSeq names its product 60S ribosomal protein L27, putative. The transcript has 4 exons. Gene Ontology annotation, biological process: translation. The record is from RefSeq and is a predicted model, not a curated record. Gene Ontology annotation, molecular function: structural constituent of ribosome. The coding region runs from base 711 to 1151 and encodes 146 amino acids. NCBI's taxonomy places the organism in Eukaryota, Apicomplexa, Aconoidasida, Haemosporida, Plasmodiidae. Gene Ontology annotation, cellular component: cytosolic large ribosomal subunit; ribosome.
GAAAUAAUGUACCCUCUAAGUAUUACGUACCUACGUAUGCAUUUUUAUAUUUGUAUGCCCCCGUUUCGUUUUGCUUCCUUUUUUUCCCCUCAUUGCGGCCUCCAUGUUGCUUUAUCCCCCCAACUCUACCUCAAACGAGGAGAGCGCUUUGGGAAUACGGCGCGCAAGCGAGAGGGAGUUCGCCGGCCAUAUCUUCACAAGAAAAUAUUCAGCCCCAUUGUAACGACCACGCGAUACGCGCGCAUAUAAGAGGAUUGUUCGCUUUUCCCAUUUUGUGCGUUACGUUUUUUUGGCAUCUCCACCACGGGGAGUUGCCUCUUUUGCGUUUGAGCGGCCGCUCCGUUAUUCUGUUCGCUUGCAAGCGGCAUUCAUCGUCCCACGUUUUUUUUUUUUUUUUUUAACCUCAUGAGGAAAAACUUUUCGCAAUUUUUUUUUCCAAACCACAUGAGCUUUGAAAAUCAGAGAAGGCUUAAACAACCGUUUGGCUUUUCAUUUCAUUUUAAAUUCGCUCUUUUAACAUAACGCAAAAAAAAAAAAAAAAAACAUUGCAAAGUAAAGGAAGAGGGGUAGAGGCCGUUCGUUCAUUUUUGCGCUUUCCGUUUUGCUUCCCCUUUUGCGAACUUUUUCUCACCCUUUUGGCAUAGUACGCCCCAUCGAAUUGUACCAAAAUAGAUACCACCAAGUAGUUCCCCCCUGACCUGCUAUUCAAAAUGGGAAAAUUACUGAAGCCAGGAAAAGUUGUUAUCAUGCUGAAUGGACGUAGAGCGGGAAAGAAGGCUAUAAUUAUAAACACGUAUGAAAGCCAAACGAGGGAGAGACCCUACAGCUAUUGCCUCGUCGCGGGAAUAGAAAAGCACCCACUGAAGGUCACCAAAAAAAUGUCUAAGAGGAAAAUCAUGAAGAGAUCUAAAGUUAAGGCGUUUGUAAAGUACAUUAACGUGAAUCACAUUCUCCCAACGAGAUACCAAGUGGCCAACGACUUUGACAUCAAAAGCUUAGCCUCGGACGACGUCUUAAGAUCCAAGAAUAAAAAGAAGGAAGUGAAAAAGUUGGGAAAAAUGUUCAGAGAUAAAUUCCUAGACCCAAUUAACAAAAAAACGGGAGAAGUUUCCAAGGACAUUUCAUUUUUGCACAAGAAACUAUACUUCUGAGUUUACUUCACCUUUGUGCAAUUUGCUUGAUUUUUUUUUUUUUUUUUUUUUUUCGCAUUUUGCACGUCGCGCAUAUUGUGCCAUUAUUUUAAUUCCAUGUGAUAAAGAACAACAAAGGCGUUGCAUGCGUAGUUAA